CUAACAUUUAUAGGCGUUACAAUUUGUCAAAUCUCCGGUAGAUGUUUGUCUGAGAGAGAGAUAUUUCCGAACAUGUGGCAGGAUAACAAUUCCUCACCCGGGCCCCCACCUUACCAUUCUCGCUCAUCAGAGGCAGACCCUCUGAUAGGGCCUCGCAAGCCUUAUCGUCGCUAUCAAUCUCUUUGUGUCUAUGUAGCAAUCGCUCUCUUUGUUAUUACAUUCACGAUUGUCAAUUUCUCCAUUAGCUUUUCCAAGGACUCUUUAGAUCCGGAUGUUCGAAACCGCAUUCGCGAAGACUGGGACAUUGAACUUCGCCAGCACCAGAAAGAAGUUCUCGAGCGCAAUUACACCAAAGCACGCUGGCUUCUGCAGGAUGAAAACAGGAUUCGUCUCCGCAAAAAAUGGCAAGCAGAAGUAGAAGAGCACAGGCACGACAUGAAGGAGAGGCGGAGGCGUGAAGAGCAAGACAACAUUCUUCUCCGCGAAAAAUGGAGCAGGGAAGUAGAAGAGCACAAACACGACGUGGAGGAAAGACGGAAACGCGAAGAGCAAGACAACAUUCUUCUCCGCGAAAAAUGGGGCAAGGAAGUGGAAGAGCACAAACACGACAUGGAGGAGAGACGGAGGCGCGAAGAGCAAGACAGAAUUCUUCUCCGCGAAAAAUGGAGCAGGGAAGUGGAAGAGCACGAGCGCCAAGUGGAGGAGAGACGGAAGCACGAAGAAAAAGAACGCUUGAGAUUGAAUAUGUUUUGGACCGACUUGGCGUCCCACACGUGCACAUCAUACGCCACUCGAGAGUACACUGCCCGACUGGUAAAUGUUCCAUCAUAUUACGACCGCCGCGUUGAGGCUUGCAUGGCCACACCGGUAGAGAUCCAUGGGGCUGAAUACACACCUAAGUGGUGUGAGGAUAAUGGUCCAAACGAUGUAGUAGGUCAUUGGGAAGUCGACCAGCAUGAGCCAGAUUGCGCGUCGUACUGGAGCUGGUACAAAGAUUUUGGUUGUGCUUCGCCUGGAUCUGGUCAGCGACGUAUUGAACAUUACCUCGAGAACAUUCCGUCAGGAGCUGAUUGGAAGGAGUUCUGUGCUACCACUCCUGCAAGCUUCAACGGGAUGCAUUUCAUGGGGGCGGAAAUCUGCUUCCAAAAGGAUCAUGGCACAUACGGCCACUGGGUUUUUGAUGACGAGAACUGCAAGUAGUCAAGCUACAAUGGCGCUUCGAUGUUGAAUGAGGCUUGGAAUUUUGAUGGGCUAUUUUUGCUGUGCCAUUCGCUGUACUUUAUACUUGUAUCACUGUAUGUCAUUUUUAGGUCAUUAGUAUUCAUGACUUCGAGUAUUCACGAGAA
Suillus fuscotomentosus is the source of this 1346-nucleotide messenger RNA. RefSeq lists its product as uncharacterized. Bases 73 to 1200 code for a protein of 375 amino acids. The record is from RefSeq and is a predicted model, not a curated record. The transcript is spliced from 8 exons. Lineage: Eukaryota; Fungi; Basidiomycota; Agaricomycetes; Boletales; Suillaceae.